GGAGGGAGAAAUGGACCUGGCCUGACCUCUCUUACUGGGUUAGCAGUUCAGAGGAGCAGGUGCUUUUUCUCCGGCCUUGGUGAGGUGGCCUGCGGAGCUGAACAGUUGGUCUCGGUCUCUGUUUACUCUCCUUUGAUAGAAGGUGCAGCUUAGAUAGUUGAAUCUUUGGCUUUUGCUGGAAGGCCAUUGGUUAAUUGGGCCUCAAAGAACAUAAUAUUAAUGAGAAUAUAUCACAGUGAGUGUGGGAUUUGUGGCAUUUAAUGACCAGAAACUCAAAUGAAAAGUACCUGAUGUAGCAUAUUGUCCUGCUAAAUAGGGUUUCUUUUGUGACUGAAAACUUUGACUUGUAUGCUGUGCCUCUGCAUUCAGGGAUCCCUGUCUUUGAGGUAAGAGCCUCAGCUGAAACCCUCUGAGUUGGCUGGAAGGUUUGUGUGCUCUUUUAUGGGUGUGGGAAGAGGAUUGACCUUACUGAACUCACACUGCACUUCCUCGAUCUGUUGCCAGGCUUUAUGUCUCAGUGGAUAAAGUCUCUCCUGUCUUUAGAAGUCACUUCAGAAUCCUAUACCAAGAAAAAGAUGCUCUUCAACUCCAGUGUAUCCACACGCAGGUGCUUUUCUGGCGUCCUGCUCCGUAACUACAGAGAUGUAGUAGGGUCUUGUGACUCUGCAGCUGCAGUUCUGAAAUACUUCCUGUCACUGCGGUGCUGAGUUUGCUCCCUGUCCCUGAGCACUUUCUUCCUGUCACUGCUGAGGUUUGAGUCUUGCCACGUGAUGGAACCUGAGUUGUCAGUUGGAGGAAGGGGGGAGAACCAAUUUUGAAGGCGCCAAUUCCAGGAUUUUCUGUGCUUCAUAUUGAUUCCAGGUUUUAAAGAAGAUGAGUCAGGACUUCCCUGGCGGUCCAGUGGUUGGGACUCCGAGCUUCCACUGCAGUGGGCACAGGUUCAGUCCCUAGUUGAGGAACUAUCAAUAGGAUCCUGCAUGCCUUGAGACACGGCCAAACAAACAAAACAGAUGAUGGGUCACAUGAUUUCUUUUCCCCUGUAUUUGUAAGGUGGAGCAGGACGUGUUGGGUCGCAUAGCGCAGAAACUGGAUGUUAGAAAAUGCACCUGGGAGGCUGGAAGUUUCUUUAAUCUUAAUCGGGCCCUAGUGGAGUUUCGUACGUUGUCUUGGCUGUUUCUGGGCCCAGGUUGUCAGUUUCCUUAAACUGAAUUAAGAUCCUCUCCUCAGGCUUUGUUUGCUGUGUUGUUGGUUUGUGGCAGGGAGACAAGAUGUGACAUUUUUGCUGGGAGCCUUGGAGUGAUUAUUUUCUCUGUGGUAAUAGUAAGGGGAAGUUGUGGGCUUUAAGAGAGUAAAAUUAAAUUUUAAGAAACGUUUUAAAAUGCCGGUAUGUCAGUGCUCCUGGGGAGUACCUGCUUUUAAUUUAUAUCAGCUUGUCUUCAACUCAGGCCCUUCCUUCGAUUACCUUCCAUUUGGACACACAAUUCUGUGUACCUUUUCCUUCUGAAAAAAGAAUGGAGAUCAGCCUGAGCCUCUGACUGCUUUCCAGAACCACUGUAUCUGCCGAGGUCACUUGCUGGAGUCCUCGUGACAACUGCAUCCAGUGCUGGUCGGGGGGUGGAGUACAGUUUAUGAUCCUGCACAAGUGCCUCCAGGCCUGUUGAUCAAUUGGACCCUGUCUCGAGGCAGCACUGACAGAUUCUUCUUCCUUCCAAGAAUCUCCAAGGUCUGCGGUCUGGUUGAAAGAUGUCGGCCCUCACUGCCCUGUUUAAGUACGUUGAUGAGAAUCAGGAUCGCUACAUUAAGAAACUUGCGGAAUGGGUGGCCAUCCAGAGCGUGUCUGCGUGGCCAGAGAAGAGAGGUGAGAUCAGGAGGAUGAUGGAGGUCGCCGCUGCCGACAUCAAGCAGCUGGGGGGCUCCGUGGAGCUGGUGGACAUUGGAAACCAGAAGCUCCCUGAUGGCUCGGAGAUACCACUUCCGCCCAUCUUACUCGGCACACUGGGCUCCGACCCGCAGAAGAAAACGGUGUGCAUUUAUGGACAUCUGGACGUGCAGCCGGCAGCCCUGGAGGACGGCUGGGACAGCGAGCCCUUCACCUUGGUGGAGCGAGACGGCAAACUGUACGGGAGAGGAGCCACCGAUGAUAAGGGGCCAGUGGCCGGCUGGAUGAACGCCCUGGAAGCCUUCCAGAAAACGUGUCAGGAAGUCCCCGUCAACGUCCGCUUCUGUCUGGAGGGCAUGGAGGAGUCUGGCUCUGAAGGCCUAGACUCGCUGAUCUUUGCCCAGAAGGACGCGUUCUUUAAGGAUGUGGACUACGUCUGCAUCUCCGACAACUACUGGCUGGGGAAGAACAAGCCCUGCAUCACCUACGGGCUCCGGGGCAUCUGCUACUUCUUCAUCGAGGUGGAAUGCAGCAACAGGGACCUGCACUCCGGCGUGUACGGCGGCUCGGUGCACGAGGCCAUGACCGACCUCAUCAUGCUGAUGGGUUCCUUGAUGGACCGGAAGGGGAGGAUCCUUGUCCCCGGCAUCAGUGAGGCAGUGGCCUCCGUGACGGACGAGGAGCUGGAGCUCUACGACAAGAUCGACUUCGACCUGGAGGAGUACGCCCGGGAUGUGGGGACAGAGACCCUGCUGCAUGACUGCAAGAAAGACAUCCUGAUGCACAGAUGGCGGUACCCGUCCCUCUCCUUCCACGGGAUCGAAGGUGCCUUCUCUGGGUCGGGGGCCAAGACCGUGAUUCCUCGCAAGGUGGUCGGCAAGUUCUCCAUCAGGCUCGUGCCAGACAUGACUCCUGAAGUGGUCACCGAGCAGGUUACGAGCUACUUGACCAAGAAGUUUGCUGAACUGGACAGUCCCAACAAGUUCAAGGUGUACCUGGGCCACGGUGGGAAGCCCUGGGUAUCCGACUUCAACCACCCUCAUUACUUGGCUGGGAGAAGAGCCCUGAAGACAGUUUUUGGUGUUGAGCCGGACUUGACCAGGGAAGGCGGCAGUAUUCCUGUGACUUUGACAUUUCAGGAGGCCACGGGGAAGAAUGUCAUGCUGUUGCCCGUGGGGUCAGCAGAUGACGGAGCCCACUCCCAGAAUGAGAAGCUCAACAGGCACAACUACAUUGAAGGCACCAAGAUGCUGGCUGCGUACCUGUACGAAGUGUCCCAGCUGAAGAACUGAGCACCGCCCUCCUCCCAUCACCUCGCGCUCUUCCCGUCGCUCAGGAACGUGGAAGCCCGUCUCUCUCCUUUCCCUCUCGUCAGAUUCUCCAGGCAUCCGGCAGUGGACACGAGACCACAUCUCAGGAUGGAGUGAACCUAUCCCGGCAGCGAUCAACGUUCAGUCCUGGGGGCUUGUAAACGACCCUGGGUGACAGCUGAAUCCUCAGUGGUGUCUCCAGAAAAUAGCCGAGGCCUAAAAGCACAGGUGCUUCUGUAGAAAGUUCUGGUCGAUGUCUCCUGGGCUGAAGAGAGGCCUUGGUGCUUCCUGGUCCCACCUCUGCCCCCAGAGCCAGGGUCGCACACACCUGGAGCAUUGAGUCGCGGGCACCUGGUGCCUCGAGGUCCAUCCUUUCUGUCCGCUGCUGUCUUGGGCACAUUCUGUCCUUUUCUCGAGACCUUAACUGUUACUGGUGUUCCACAUCUUCUCUUUACUGCGAUCCCUCAAAACCUAAACCUGCUGGGAGGGUUAUCUGAUCUCAAUCUGAGUUGCUAAAUAAAAAAUAAAAACUGAGCCUCUGGAGGA
Molecule: messenger RNA, 3735 nt
Organism: Lagenorhynchus albirostris (white-beaked dolphin)
Lineage: Eukaryota; Metazoa; Chordata; Mammalia; Artiodactyla; Delphinidae
Gene: CNDP2
Product: carnosine dipeptidase 2
Exons: 11
Coding region: 1744-3171 (475 amino acids)
Biological process (GO): proteolysis
Cellular component (GO): cytosol
Molecular function (GO): metallodipeptidase activity
Source: RefSeq, a predicted model, not a curated record